Drosophila subpulchrella is the source of this 1205-nucleotide messenger RNA. RefSeq lists its product as uncharacterized. The record is from RefSeq and is a predicted model, not a curated record. The transcript is spliced from 2 exons. NCBI's taxonomy places the organism in Eukaryota, Metazoa, Arthropoda, Insecta, Diptera, Drosophilidae. Bases 313 to 696 code for a protein of 127 amino acids.
CGGCUUUCAGUUUCCUGAGAGACUUCCACCAGAGUACAUCGAAAUUCGGUGAAAUUUUUACUAAAAAAUAAAGAAAAACCACUGCAUUGAGAUACCUUGACUUGGUGUAUUCCACGCAAAUGUGCAUAAAAAUACGCGUUAUUUGAAAGACAAAACAAAGUGAUUCAAACAGAGGGUUCAUUGGACGCUUGAGAAAACCGAGAGAUAAAGUGAAACGACCUCGCACAACCCGCGCAAACACACCCACAUCCCAUCCCACAACUGAUUGCUGCAACGCUCCAUAAAAAGAAAAAUAUAAAAAGCUAUAUAGACAUGGAUGUUUGGGGAUUCUGCGUUAGCGAUUCCACGAUGGCAUAUGGCGGGGCCAUGCGCAGCGGAUACUACCGGGACUACGAGCAGUUCCCCUACGGAACCCUGGAGUCCACGAAUUCCACCCAUGCGGUCAAGGAUUGCUACAGUCGAGUGCAAGAGAAAUGCAAACAGAUAAAGUCCGAGAAGCAGAUGCGCAAGGACUGUCCGUUCUGCAAGGAGCACAAGAAGCGGCCGCUCAUCAACUACAUGCGCAAGCGGGAGCAGCGGAAGCACCAUGACAGCAUCUGCGAGGACGAGGAGGACAUGCACGAACAUGAGCUGGAGCACGCCCACAAUCACAGCCAAUCCACCGUCCUUGCCGUCCCCCAAAGCUGCAAGGUGUGAGUGGGAGCGUGACGACUCUACUCUGCAGACGAUUCCCCACAGACAGUCGCGAAAUGCCAUACAUACAUAUAUAUUUAAAUGUGACCAGAAGAAAGGAAAAACCUGAAUGAGUAACAACAACAAAAACAAAGAAAAACCAGAGGAGAAAAGAGAAAAAAGCUGUUAAAGACGAAGAUUGUGCGACAAAGAGGAAGCGAGACAGCAUCGGCAGCUACAAAAAUCGAAGGCAACUGUACCCUUUUUUUUUAUUGAGUGGUUGCCCCAGCAUUUCCGCAUCGCGAAUACACUACCAUUUACAAGAAGCCAGAACUUGAACUUGAUACCAAUUUACAAUUCCCUUUACCGAUUAGCUACCAUUUCGUUUUUACACCAACUUCGCAGUUAUCUACAACUAUAAACAGUAAUUUGUUUAUCCACACGAUGAGAAAAUCAAAUAACGAGAACCUGCCCCGCUUGACCAACGCAUUUUUUUGACCUUAGGCAAACAAAAACAUCGUGAAAAAAGCUUA